Messenger RNA from Pseudonaja textilis, 5884 nucleotides. RefSeq names its product EBF transcription factor 1 (gene EBF1). Gene Ontology annotation, biological process: regulation of DNA-templated transcription. The record is from RefSeq and is a predicted model, not a curated record. Lineage: Eukaryota; Metazoa; Chordata; Lepidosauria; Squamata; Elapidae. Gene Ontology annotation, molecular function: DNA binding; DNA-binding transcription factor activity.
UGGGGGGAGCAAGAGAGCGAGUGAGCGAGCGAGCAAGAGAGAGAAAGAAAAGGACCAGCGCCGGUCUUUGGCCGGAGGGAAAAAGGCCCGCACGAGAAGGAGCCUCGCCGAGAACAGAUUCCCAAAGUUGCCGCUUUCUUGUCACUGGAAAAUGACACUUGAUGUAGCCAAGGGCGCCGCCGCCGCCGCCGCCGCUACAGCCGCCGCUACAGCCGCCGCAGCGCCGCUUAAACCUAUUGUUUCUUAAACUGCCUUCUUUCUUCGGCGAUCCGAAAGAGUGCCGGGGCGCGCGCGGGGGGGGAGAGAGACUUCACAGCACGGAAGGGACGCCACUGGCAACGUCCUGCCAGUUCUUGAGCGACCCCGGCCAGCCAGCCAAGAAGAAGAAGAAGAAGAAGAAGAAGAAAAAACAUCUUCUGAUUUUUUUUUCAAGAAAAAGAGGAGGAGGAGGAGGAGGAGGAAGAGGCCAGCCGGGGUCUGGCGCCCACCCUCCAAAGAACAAGCUCGUCAAGGCGUCCGCGAGAGCAUCCGCAGCCGGCCCCGGGGAGAGAUUUUUGUAACCCUUUGGAUUUUUUUUCUCCCUCUUCUUUCUCUCUCCCCCGCCCCCCGCAAUCCCUUCAAUGUCUGUCUUUGAUUUUCUCUGAUUUGCUUUGAUUCAGCAGCCGUUCCAGAGAAAGCAAGAAAGCAAAGGGGGAGGGAGGGGGUGAAAAGCAAGAGGGGACAGUGAAACGAAAACCCCCAUCCGCUCCGCGCUUUUCUUCUUGUCAACACCCUGCGUUGUGGCUGUGUUUUGCAUUUUUGUUUUUCCUUGCUUUUUUGUUUUGUUUUUGUUUUUUUCAAGAAGAAAAGAAGGUUUUGGUUGUCCUUAAUUCAUGUUUGGGAUUCAGGAAAGCAUUCAGAGGAGUGGGAGCAGCAUGAAGGAAGAGCCCCUGGGCGCCGGCAUGAACGCGGUCAGGACAUGGAUGCAGGGAGCCGGCGUCCUGGAUGCAAACACCGCGGCGCAGAGCGGGGUAGGCCUGGCCCGGGCUCAUUUCGAGAAGCAGCCGCCUUCCAACUUGCGGAAAUCGAACUUCUUCCACUUCGUGCUGGCUUUGUACGACCGGCAGGGGCAGCCCGUGGAGAUCGAGCGCACCGCCUUCGUGGGUUUCGUGGAGAAGGAGAAAGAAGCCAACAGCGAAAAGACCAACAACGGGAUCCAUUACCGUCUGCAGCUCCUCUACAGCAACGGGAUAAGAACCGAACAGGAUUUUUAUGUCCGUUUAAUCGACUCCAUGACAAAACAAGCGAUAGUAUAUGAAGGCCAAGACAAGAAUCCAGAAAUGUGCAGAGUUCUGCUCACCCAUGAAAUAAUGUGCAGCCGCUGUUGUGACAAGAAAAGCUGCGGCAACAGAAAUGAGACUCCUUCAGAUCCUGUGAUAAUUGACAGGUUCUUCUUGAAAUUUUUUCUUAAAUGUAACCAGAACUGCUUGAAAAAUGCAGGAAAUCCUCGAGACAUGCGGAGAUUUCAGGUUGUGGUAUCUACAACAGUCAAUGUGGAUGGCCACGUCUUGGCAGUGUCGGAUAAUAUGUUUGUGCACAAUAACUCCAAACAUGGGCGGAGGGCUCGAAGGCUUGAUCCUUCGGAAGCUACGCCCUGUAUCAAAGCCAUCAGUCCAAGUGAAGGAUGGACUACUGGAGGUGCCACUGUCAUCAUCAUAGGAGACAAUUUCUUUGAUGGGUUACAGGUCAUAUUCGGCACCAUGCUGGUCUGGAGUGAGCUUAUUACACCACAUGCUAUCAGAGUUCAAACACCACCCCGACAUAUUCCUGGUGUUGUGGAAGUUACAUUGUCCUAUAAAUCCAAGCAGUUCUGUAAAGGCACACCUGGAAGAUUUAUCUACACAGCUUUGAAUGAACCAACCAUUGACUAUGGCUUCCAAAGGUUACAGAAAGUCAUCCCAAGGCAUCCUGGUGACCCUGAGCGUUUGCCAAAGGAAGUAAUACUCAAGAGGGCAGCUGAUCUGGUGGAAGCACUCUAUGGUAUGCCACAUAACAAUCAGGAAAUAAUCCUGAAAAGAGCAGCUGACAUUGCAGAAGCACUCUACAGCGUCCCUCGUAAUCAUAACCAACUCCCUGCGCUCGCUAAUACAUCAGUCCAUGCAGGCAUGAUGGGUGUGAAUUCAUUUAGUGGUCAAUUAGCAGUAAAUGUCUCAGAAGCCUCACAGGCCACCAAUCAGGGUUUUACUCGCAACUCAAGCAGUGUGUCUCCUCAUGGUUAUGUGCCAAGCACCACCCCUCAGCAGACAAACUACAACUCCGUCACAACAAGCAUGAAUGGGUAUGGAAAUGCUGGAAUGUCCAAUUUAGGUGGCUCUCCAACCUUCCUGAAUGGAUCAGCUGCCAACUCUCCCUACGCCAUUGUGCCAUCCAGUCCAACCAUGGCAUCCUCUACUAGUCUCCCUUCUAAUUGUAGCAGCUCCUCUGGGAUCUUCUCCUUCUCACCAGCCAAUAUGGUCUCAGCAGUGAAACAGAAGAGUGCUUUUGCUCCUGUUGUCAGACCACAGACAUCCCCUCCCCCCACCUGUACCAGCACCAAUGGGAAUAGCCUGCAAGACCAGUCUUUUGUGGACUCUAGCAAGUACUCCAAUGCAGGGUCUCUCCAGGGUCUGGCCUUCUCCUGAACUAUAACUGGCAUGAUAGUUCCUCCCAUGUGAAUGAAUUGCCUUGAAGAAUUGACUAAUGAAGGAUUUGAAUUCUGCUCCAGAACAAAGUCUGAACCAAAUCCCAGAGAGGAACUUUUAACUCAGGCCUUUCUUCAAGGAAAAAGGAAGACUCUCACAAUAACUGCAAAGUUUAAAAAAAAAAUUAAAAAAAAUUGCCAUCCUUGCAAAAUAUUCCUGAAAUCUACUCCAAGCCUGCAAGGGCAAGAUCUUAAUUUGAGCUGUCCAUCCAAGUUCUUGGGAGAGAAAUUUGUGUCCUGAAGAAAACACACUUUGGUCUUUUCAGUUUUUAUGGGUCAUCUUUUGUCUUUUACAAAUCACAACAGGAGGGAGAGGCACAAAGAUGAAAAGCCAACUUGAGAACUUUUCUUUGUUGUAGUUUUUAAAAACUCUCUUAAAGGGAAAUAAAGUGGCAACACAUGAGUUUCUAUGGAACAGAAGUAGAAGUGCCAGUUAGGAAUUACUGAUGUUUUUCUUUCCUUCAAAAAUUCAUGGCUGUGCCAGUAAAGGGUUGUUUUCAUGUGUUUUACUUAACCAACAAUAGCACAUACAUCUGGGAUUUGCAAUCUGGGGAAGUACCAAUGGAUGUCCACGUGAACAUAGAUACAAAGAUACACCAUAUAUGCAUACACAAAAAAGAUUUCAUUUUAGAAGCCAUGAUUCCCCCCCCACCCCCCUUAAUCCCUUAACACUUCUUUCUGACAACAUUGUACUUAGAAGAUCGCGUAAAUACUGCAAGGCAGGGGAAAAAGGCAUAUGUGUAGCUAUGGACAUGCAUUUUCCAUCUUUACUUUGGAAACCCAGUGCCUCUGGAUAUAAUGCUAAUAAUUGCAAAUCCAAUUAGCAUGGCUCUCUGUCUUUUGCUUUUAACCAACUUAAAUCCAAAUACAGUCUUAAACUGUCUUUCUCUGUAAAUCUCAUUGAAAUUUGAUAGGACCAGACAAAGGCACAAAAGUGAGCCGAUCAGUGCAUUUUGGAGCAUAUUUUUUACCAGAAGCUUCUUUCCUGAUACCUGUAUCUUUCAUUUUGGAAUGGGCCAGGGCGAGGGAGGGGAAGGGAGGGAGGGACAAGACCACAGGAUUCAUCCUGCCAUUCCAGAGGAUGGUCCAAAAGCACACACCUAGGAAAAAGGACAUAUCUGUUUUGAGCUGCAGUUGUUUUUAUAUCAGGCAACCAUUUCAGUUCGCGACAUAAUCUCUUAAGCAACAGUGGUUGUAUUUUUGAGAAUAUGUAUAGGAGAAAAAGGGUGAAAAACACAGUAAGUUAUAUGACAGUUUCAAAAUAAACCACCCAGUUUACAAGAAUUUAUCUCUUGUUACUUGGAAAGUGUUCUUAGUUAAAGAUGCAACAAACCUUUACAAAUGCAUUCAUUAAAUGAUCUGUUUGGGUUUUUUUUUUCCUUUGCUGUGGCAUUUUGUAUGUAGUUAUAAAUAAAUACUGUAGGGUUUUUUUGGCCAAAUUAUUGUUCUAUUUAUACAAUUUAAUGUCUUAAGACAGAUUUUCAACACAACACACAAAUCUACAAGAAUUACUGCAUAUUUUGCAAAAUGAGCUCACUACCUUUAUGAUUGCACAUGCUUGCAAAAUGAAUUAAAGAAAUAAAGCUUUUUUAAUGAAGAAUUUUGUAAAAUGCCCAUAUAAAUAAUGUAUUUAACUUUGAACUUUGUACAUUGCUUUUUCUCUGCAGCAUCCCAGUUUAUUUUAUUGUGUAAUUUUGCUAUGUGAAAAGUGCUAAUUUGUUUGUUCAUUCACAAGUGUGUUAGCUGUUUAAGUGUGAUUUAAUGCAAUUCAUUUAUACUUUUUUUAGUAAUUGUUUUAAACCAAGCUUCCAUUUUUGUUUUAAGUUCACCAAAGCCAUUGUCUAUUUUUGUAUUAUUUCUAAGUUAAGAAUUUUUUCCCCCAAUAUAUGGCAAAAAAGUAGCAUAUUAUUCUUAUAGCAUUUAGUUACGUAGAUUUAAAAAGUAUUCUUUGCUUUUGAGGCUUAUUAAAAAAAUCUAAAGCUGUUUUACUCUAUUAAUAUGCAUGGAAUCUCUCCCCUUUGAAGUGACGCAUUUUUGUGCAUUAAAUAUGGGGAGAAACUUCAUAGAAAUUAAUGAAAAUACUUUCUUUCUUGUCUGCUUGUAUAUUUCUCUGUCUUUCACAUAAAUAUAAACCAGCAGAUUGGAUGCCUUAACAAUGCAAAGCAUAUUCAUUUCACUUGUACAUUGUACUGAGCAUCAAAACUGUCAAUCAUCACUAACAUUCUGAAAAAAAAAAAGGAUUUUGAAAAGCACAAAAGAACUGUUUUGUUACCUUAAGAAAAUGUGACUUUUUUCUAGACAAACAACAAUGCUGCAACUGUGCAUGCUUCCUGUAUGAAUUUUGCAAGGGAUUUCACUCAGAUUUCACUGUGUGAUCUUUCAGGAAAGGGAAAAGAGUGGGUGUGGGAAAGAGAGAGAGAGAGAGAGAACGAAAGGGAAAAAAUCCAUUGAUUAACGUAUUAUUUCCCCACAGAAAAACAACAUAAUCACACCUAAAGAAACUAGAAAAUGUAAGGCAUUAACAGUGUAUUGUUUCAUUAUAAUCUGAACACUUAUUCUAAUUCUUAAAGUAACAGUGGCACACAAAUGUAAUCAAAUUAAAGCCAUAUUUUGUCCAGUGAUGCCCUCCAUGGAAUCCCAGUCAGACAGAUUAUUUUUAUUUAGAAAGUUACAUGAAUGUGUAUAGACUGUUUCCUUGACCUCCAAAGAUCAUGUGAGAGUACACAGACUUUCUUUCUUUCUCCAGGUAUUUAUAAUGCGUGAUAAAGAAAAGUUAUAUUUUAAAUUAUCUACCUGCCCUGAAUAGAUUCCUAUGAGUUCCAAGUCCAUUCUUAAAGAUACUGCUCUUUACAGAAUAUCGCUUUAAGUGGGAAUGAUCCUGUUUCAGACUUAAAAUGUGAUUUCUCACCUUGGCUGGGCUGUGAGAAUGAUGUCUUUUUCCUCUCCUUCGUAGCCAACUGCAUCUUAAAAAUGAACUCAUCUCUGAACUGAUUCUCCUUUCACUUCUUACUGAACCUUUUGGAAUAGACACAAACGCUGUACAGUUCUAUUGUUAGAGAAGAAAAACAACUAACUACUGUAGAGAUUGUUAUAAUUAUUUUGCAGAAAUUCAAGCUGUAAAAACUUUUCAACUUUCACACUAUUUAAUUAAAGUUACUUCCUGUC